AUGAAAUCUGACAAAACACCUAAGAUAAAUAAAUUUAUUAGACGUUUAUAUAAAAUUGUCAAUGAUAAUUCAUUUUCUGAAAUUCAAUGGACUACAGACGGUCUUAGAUUUUAUAUCACAGAUAAGACUGCAUUUAUGCUUAAUGGUCUUAAAUAUUUAAGUAAAACAACAGAAUACAGUGCCUUUGUUCGACUUUUGUAUGUUUAUGGCUUUUCUAAAUCAAAAUCUUUAAACGCAUACGAAGAAGAAUAUUAUCAUAAAAAUUUUAAAAGAGAUGGUGAUAACUUACUACCGUGCAUACAAAGAACUGUAGAAACCAAAACCACAUUACUACAAAAAAAUACUAAUAGAACGCCUAAUCAAUUACAAGAUCUUUUACAAUAUUUAAAUAAUCAAAAUUUUAAACUUGAAGGCGAAAUUAAAUCUUUGAAGGAUCGUGUAGAUCAACAGGAUUGUACAAUUAAUGGUUUGGUGCAAUUACUUACCAGAAUAUUUAGGACAAAUGACAGUAAUAAAGACAUGUUACUACCACUAAAUAUCACUGAACACGGAUCACCUAUAAAUAAUGAACUUAGAAUAAAUUAUGAUAAAAAUCAGGUUGCACGGCUAAUGGCAGAUACACCAAAUAUUGAUGGUAGACUUGAAAAUACAAAUAUAGAAUUAUCUAAUAACAAAAACUUUCUUUUUGAUUCAGAUGAUGAAGAUUCAAUUUAUAAAACAAACUUUUUUUAA
Vairimorpha ceranae is the source of this 732-nucleotide messenger RNA. RefSeq names its product heat shock transcription factor. The record is from RefSeq and is a predicted model, not a curated record. The coding region runs from base 1 to 732 and encodes 243 amino acids. Gene Ontology annotation, molecular function: sequence-specific DNA binding; DNA-binding transcription factor activity. Gene Ontology annotation, biological process: regulation of DNA-templated transcription. The transcript has a single exon. NCBI's taxonomy places the organism in Eukaryota, Fungi, Microsporidia, Nosematidae.